Messenger RNA from Musa acuminata subsp. malaccensis (wild Malaysian banana), 1460 nucleotides. RefSeq names its product PLASMODESMATA CALLOSE-BINDING PROTEIN 3. NCBI's taxonomy places the organism in Eukaryota, Viridiplantae, Streptophyta, Magnoliopsida, Zingiberales, Musaceae. The record is from RefSeq and is a predicted model, not a curated record.
AAGAUGACAUUGCUGGAGCAACUGUGGAUUCUGGGUUCUGAUGGCCAACCACAACUGACACGUUGCUCACAUCACACUGACGACUCAACAAGUGCAGAACAAGAUAAGUUAUACGUGUCUGGAGGAGCUGCUGCAUGUUCCAAAUUCUGAUGCACAACCCAUGGCAGAAAAGCACUGUUCAGUCUCCCAAGGUCACAUGCUACAACCCAAAAGUAAAAAGAGGCUCCACGACGGAGGACACAGACACAGUGUGGUGGCAUUAACAGUAAACAAUCGUGUGGGCGAAGAAAUAAAUCCAUCUGAUGAUAUGUAAGCAGCAGCACUCACCCAAGCAUGAUUCUUGUUCGCAUCCAUUGACACCCCUCACAAGCCAACCUAAUAAGCUCGCUGGGUUGCUGCAAAUCCUCUCUCUCUCUCUCUCUCUCUCUCUCUCUCUGUGUGUGCUGCUGCUGCUGCUGCUGUAGAAAUGGCUACUUUCCUGCUCCUCGUGCUCGCCGUCGCCAUGUCUAGUGGUUCAGAUGCUGCUUGGUGUGUGUGCCGAUCUGAUAUGAGCAACACUGCUCUGCAAAAGGCACUGGACUAUGCUUGUGGAGCUGGGGCUGACUGCACUCCUAUCAUUCAGAAUGGGGCAUGCUACAACCCCAACACAGUGCUCGCCCACUGCUCUUACGCUGCCAAUAGCUAUUACCAGAGGAAGGGUCAGGCCCAAGGAGCCUGUGACUUUGCAGGCACUGCCUCUCUUACAUCAACAGAUCCAGGGGGGAAUGGUUGCACAUACCCUGCGACUUCCAGUGUUGCAGGAACUUCCGGCACUCCAACAACCACCACCCCAACGAGCAGCACCCCCGCAAUCGGCACUCCGACAAGCACAAGCACCACUCCCCCAACCACGACGACGACUCCUACAACCUUCAGCCCUCCAACCACAGGCGCCACCCCCACGGGGACCGGAGGGGUGCUGGGAGGACUGGGCCCCACUGGUACAACCAGUAGCAUUGAUGGUAGUGAUGGGGGCUUGCUCCCAGGGGCUGAGGUGGCCUCACUCCUAUCAACUCUCUUUCUCUCGUCCGUGUUCCUGUUGAGGUUAUGAGUUCACACUUGUAGUAGGCUGUCUGAAAUCACAUCUUUCGAGGAAUUGAAAGCAUAUCGAUGAGCAGAUGAGGGUCCACAAGUCAUGUGAUGAACAUAGGUGGCCAACGAGGGAUCCAUCUACAGACGUUCCCCCCACCAGUGUUUUGUUGUUUAGUGGCAACAAAAGUGGGGCUUUGAUUCCCUCUUUUAUGCUCUUUUUCUUUUCAUCGAACUUAGUCCUUCUAUCUCUCUCUCUCUCUCUCUCUCUUAAGUGAUCCAGGGAGGCAAUGAUUCAUUGUAUCAUAUGUGUUGAUGAGGCUGCCAUACCUCCCUUUUAGUUUAAUGUCUAAUCUACAUGGGUUGUAUCUAUCUGCAUGGAGCAAUUCUUU